AUGCCCAAAGCCGCGAAGAAGAAGCAUUCACGGUCUGCCGGUGGAGAGGGUAAGGAUAAGGAGCGCAGGAAAGAGAAAGCUGAAGCGGCCAUUGCCCUGAAGAAGACCGCAUACAUCCCCAAGGCGAACCUCGAUCCCGAAUUGCAUGCGCUUUUGUCAACUUUAUCAGACCACCUCCUUCCCCUCCCCAACGCUCUCGCGACUCGGGUGAAUGCAGACUUGGACCGCCGCCUCGACGUUCACCUCGGAAAACUCAAUACCAUUCGCUCGUUUGACGAUGAUUUCAACAAAACAUUUAGGGCAGAGAUAAUCGCCUUGGAGAAAGCCAGCAAGAUUGACACGUCCGGCCUCGAGGCUGCCAUUGAGGAGUUUACGUCUACUAUGCAAACUCUCACACGUCACCACGCUGCCCUCAAGGCCAAGAUUGCCGAAUCGCUCGAGUGUGAUGCAACUGCGGCCGACGAUUUGGCAACAUUCAAGGAGGAGGUAACCCCUAUCGUAGAAGAAGCCCAGAAAUGCGGGAAGAGUGCAGUCGAGAAGAUGCGGGUCGGCAUGAAGUCUUGCGAUGAAGCCGAUGAAGGAGCAAGGAGGAAGCUGGUGGGUAUGACGUUUUAG
Saitoella complicata NRRL Y-17804 is the source of this 615-nucleotide messenger RNA. RefSeq lists its product as uncharacterized. The transcript has 7 exons. Bases 1 to 615 code for a protein of 204 amino acids. The record is from RefSeq and is a predicted model, not a curated record. NCBI's taxonomy places the organism in Eukaryota, Fungi, Ascomycota, Saitoellomycetes, Saitoellales, Saitoellaceae.